Messenger RNA from Microstroma glucosiphilum, 1077 nucleotides. RefSeq lists its product as hypothetical. The transcript has a single exon. The coding region runs from base 1 to 1077 and encodes 358 amino acids. NCBI's taxonomy places the organism in Eukaryota, Fungi, Basidiomycota, Exobasidiomycetes, Microstromatales, Microstromataceae. The record is from RefSeq and is a predicted model, not a curated record.
AUGACCAUCCUUGAUGAACUCGACGCUUGGGAUAGUAGUCCGCCUGGAUCGACCUCGCCGAAGACGGCCCAGUCUGGCACACUCGCAACGUUGAACGGUACCACAACCAAGAGGGGAAAGGCCAGAGAGACAGUCCAAUCAAUUGGAAGGCCUGGUGCUCCAUCUUCCAGCUCAACCCAGAAGGCAGCAGCUAGGUCCCGCAUUCCCGCAUCGCUUCUAGCAUCCUACAUCGACGCGCUUCCUCCUACUGCUACUGGAAGCUCCUCUGCGCCGCUCCCAUCCCUAUCCGCUUAUCCCAAGGAGGAGCUGCAGGAAGAGGUUCGCGUUUGGGGAUUCCGCUCUUCGAAUGAUCGGACCGCACUGAUGGCUACCUUGAGAAGAGUGUGGGAUGCCCUGCUCGAGCGCAGAAGCAGCGCGGUUCUUGAGUCGACGAGUGACGCUUCAGAGGAGGAGGAUCUGAUCAUUUCACUCGCUCAGCAGCAAGAAGCAGCAGAGGACGGCAUGCACAUCCUCCUCUCCCCUUCCUCCUCCGUCACAUCAGACCCCUCACAAGACGAAGAGCUCGGCUCGCUACCAUUACCCGGACAGCCCGUCCUUCUCACUCCGCAUCACUCCGCCAUUCUCCGUCGCUCCAUCACCCAAGACGAACAGCUCUACCAGCGCAUCCUCCUUAUGGAGCCUAUACCCUUUGAGGAAAUCUGGUCGCUCGUGCAGAGAGAUCUGGCUGCUUUCCUAGGUGCCGGGGCAGGGAGGACCCCUCUGGACUUUGUCCUUGCCGAGGCAGAGGCAGAGGAAGAGACGGUGGAGGAGAUGAGUGGUUCUGCGUCGGACGAUUCGGAUGUGCCUCUGGCCCUCGGUGCUGCUAAGCGCAAAUCUGCUGCUUCCAGGUCGCCUACGAAGAAGCAGAAGAAGGCGAGGCGGAAAGAUUCGAGGAAGAGGAAGCCGCUGGUGAGCCGGGAUAGCAGUAUGCAGGGGAUCAAGGGACGAUUGACGGAGGAGGUCAAGGCUUGGCUAGACCUGAGAGGCAUUACGUGGUAUGAGGGAGACUUGGUGGGACCCAGGACAAGGCACGCUUGA